AUGGGGCUAACUAUGUCGAGUCAAAGCUCUGACGUUUUCUCUGAAGCGGGAACUUCAUUGGGAGACUGGGGGAAAUUGCCAUACGUAGCGCUGGCGUUGAUCUUUUCUUAUCUACCGGACCGCGACAAGUUCAACGCCAGUUUGGUUAACAGAAUGUGGGGCGAGGGUUUUUCCUGGCCAGGAAACUGGCGCCAUCGGGAGAUGAUAUUUUACGGUGCUUGCGAGGACACCGUAGCCAAGGAAAAAGCAUUUGCCGAUCGAUUCGGGGCUCAGUUGAAAUCCCUGAGGCUGAGGUGUUGGAGUCCUGCGCAAGGACCAGCUCUGGAUAUUUACUUGAGAAAGGUGGCCGAGGUCUUGGACAUAAUUUCGCUGAACUCCUCGCUUCGCGAGCUCCACGUAAGGAUUCCAAUUUCACUGCUGGGAAUCACUUUUCUUAAAAGACGUGUGGUUCCAGGUGGCGGAUGUGGAGGGCCUGGGGUACACGGACGACGAAUUGAUAACGGUCUGUUGCACUGUCUCCGCAUUCGCCCCCCCCCCCGAAUCGAGAGUCAAACUGAUUAAAUCGAAGCGAUUUUAAUUUCUAGGUAAACGAUCUUCUUUUCGAAAGCGAACGGAGGGCGGUGGGAAAAGCCAGAAUGGUUAUCAUUCUGGAAAAUCUGAUCCAGUGAGAAUCACUUGAAAAUAUCAGCCGCCCGAGAUUUUCCUUACAUGAAUUUAAAAUUUUACUCAGAAGUCAAAGUGAGCUGCAGGUUCUCGAUCUCCAGGAAGUCGAUUGUGCGUGGGAGGUCGGUUUGCGUCUCGUAAAAUCAGCGGCAUCGUCAGACGCGGCGGAAAACACGCUGCAUACUCUCCUCUUGUCCGGCACAUUCAAUGAGCUACCUCCCGGAAUGACCGCUUCCUCCUCGCCCGAUUACAUCCGAACAAUGUCAACAUUUCGUAAGCUCGCCUAUCUUCGAAUGGACUAUAGAUGUCUGAGCUGCAAACUUCUCGACACCCUUGGCACCUCUUUGGGCGACUACUUCCGCCGAUUUGCUAUCCUAUGUUCCGAAGACGAUGGCCCGGAGCUUCCGAACCUGGAAGACGUGACUUGGAAGACCUUGGCUUCGAGAUGUCCAUUCCUACGGGUUGAAUUGACGAUAGGUAUAAGUAGGGGCGAGAAACCAUAGCUUUUGAUCACCCGACAGAAUUGGUUGAUCGGUUUAUGUACAACGGAACCAUUAAUCGAGCUUUCCCGAUGACUCUAGAAGGGAAUAACAGGAGUGUCGGGUGGAGGAAUGCCCUUUUGAAGCCAGGCAUGCCUCUCGUGUCUCUCAGUUUGGACGGUGAAAUGUCCCGUCAACACUCGGAGUACUGGGACACCACGCCAACCCUGGAGUUGCUCUUGAGGGAGUACCGGAACACUCUUGGUUUGUGUUAACGAUUGAAAAUUGUUAAAAUUAUUUCGUCACAACAAGUGAUGGUUUGACAACCUUAGAGCAUCUGUCGCUUGGCGUCAGUCAUCGGACGAUGAGUAUGACGGCCGAAAAAUUGACCGCGGAAAUGGUGUCCCGAGCUUUACGUCUGAAAAAAUUAAAAACCCUGCAUCUUUCGGGGCCGAUAGAUCGCGAAGCGGUGACGACGCUCUACGGGUUACUCGAUCGGUCUCAUGGGGCGAAAAAUCUCCAACGAGUUACUUUGACCGUCUGGUGUAACAGCGAAGAAGAAAUUGACAAUCUUUGGAGGGCCAAUCGAACGGCGUCGCAAAACAGGGUCUCUAAAAAGACCGAAGUUCGCCUGAUCCCGAUGCUCUAACGACAAUUUUGCUAAUCUUUCUUCUGUUUUUUUUUUGAAUUCACAUAGACGCAGGAUGAGGUAUGAAGGUGCUGUACAAUGAUAGAAUCUUUUGUAUUUGAAAACUGUUUUUAUUUGUACACGAAGGAGAACAGGUAAUUACUAUGUGUAUUCUACAGAAUCGAAUGCAUGACAGAUAUUAAUGUUAUUGCGCGAGGUUGGGUGCUAAGGUGUAUACAUGUACAACUUAUUAAUAACGAUAAUUUUAGUGAAUCCGUUUUCGGCAUAAUACAUAACAUGAAUAAUACUCUUCGAGAAUUUA
This is a messenger RNA of Athalia rosae (coleseed sawfly), 2092 nucleotides long. RefSeq names its product F-box only protein 39-like. Bases 1 to 561 code for a protein of 186 amino acids. The record is from RefSeq and is a predicted model, not a curated record. The transcript is spliced from 2 exons. Gene Ontology annotation, molecular function: protein binding. NCBI's taxonomy places the organism in Eukaryota, Metazoa, Arthropoda, Insecta, Hymenoptera, Athaliidae.